CCCUGCUCGCCACCAAUUUGUGGCAAACACUUCCUGCCCAGGGAUCUCCAGCCCCAUAAAUACCAGCCAGUCUAGGAGGGGCAGCCCAGCCCUGGCAGGCCAGGAAGCCCAGACCCCCAUCAGCAGGCAGCUGCCCUGCCCGGCUUGGACUCGUCAGACCUCAGGGAGCUCACCACCACUAUCCUGGCUCUGAGCACUGGGCUCUACAUCUGUGCUGGAGUCGCCUCAGCAGGUCCGCCCACCAGGUCCUUCACCGCAUACCAGAAUGUGCUCGUUGCCUGUGCCUCGAGAGCCUCUGCGCCGCGUGGCAGUGACCGGGGGCACCCACGGCAAUGAGAUGUCUGGCGUCUGCCUGGCCCAGCACUGGCUGCGGGCCCCGGGGGAGCUGCAGAGACCCAGCUUCUCUGCCAUGCCUGUGCUGGCCAACCCGGCGGCCACAGCCGCCUGCCGUCGCUACAUGGACCGUGACCUCAAUCGCACCUUCACCAACACCUUCCUCACUGCCAGGGCCCACCCAGAUGACCCAUACGAGGUGACAAGGGCCCGAGAGCUGAACCAGCUGCUGGGGCCUAUGGCCUCAGGCGGGGCCUUUGAUUUUGUCCUCGACCUGCACAACACCACAGCCAACAUGGGCACCUGCCUCAUCGUGGACACCGCCCACAAUGUCUUUGCGAUGCACCUGUACCGCCACCUACAGAUGCUGAGCCCGGAGCUGCCCUGCCGGGUCAUCCUAUACAAGCUGCCCAAGGAGGAGAGUGGUAGCCUGAAUUCAGUGGCCAAGAACGGAAUGGCCCUGGAGCUGGGUCCCCAGCCUCAGGGCGUGCUGCGGGCUGACCUUUUCACCAGGAUGAGGGCCUUGGUGGCUGCAGCUCUGGACUUCAUCCAGCUCUUCAACCAAGGCACAGCCUUUCCUGCCUUUGAGAUGGAAGCAUAUCGAGUCCUUAGGGGCAUGGACUUCCCACGCACGGAGGCGGGGGACCUGGCAGGCACGGUGCAUCCUCAGCUGCAGGACCGAGACUUCGAGCCGCUGAGGCCUGGUGCACCCAUCUUCCAGAUGUUCAGUGGUGAGGACGUGCUCUAUGAGGGGGAGUCCACCGUGUACCCCGUAUUCAUCAACGAGGCUGGCUACUACGACAAGGGCAUUGCCUUCUUGCAGACUGAGAAGCUCACGUUCUCCGUGCCCGCCCUGUCCAUGCUGGCCCCCGCCCCCACCCCGGGUCCCUAACCCAGGCCACCCCAGCCUCGGCCUGAGGCACAAUGCCCAGCUCAGGGGUCCCUUUGCCACCUGAUAUAUACCAUGAUCCUUUUCAUACCCGCCACCUUCAUGCCUCAGUUUCCUAUUCUAUAAAGUGGAAGAUGUCUAGGGGUUCA
Messenger RNA from Rhinolophus ferrumequinum (greater horseshoe bat), 1371 nucleotides. It is a transcript of the gene ACY3, whose product is annotated as aminoacylase 3. NCBI's taxonomy places the organism in Eukaryota, Metazoa, Chordata, Mammalia, Chiroptera, Rhinolophidae. The record is from RefSeq and is a predicted model, not a curated record. Gene Ontology annotation, molecular function: hydrolase activity, acting on ester bonds; aminoacylase activity. The transcript is spliced from 7 exons. The coding region runs from base 266 to 1225 and encodes 319 amino acids.